Belonocnema kinseyi is the source of this 1830-nucleotide messenger RNA. RefSeq lists its product as uncharacterized. NCBI's taxonomy places the organism in Eukaryota, Metazoa, Arthropoda, Insecta, Hymenoptera, Cynipidae. The coding region runs from base 1 to 396 and encodes 131 amino acids. The transcript has 3 exons. The record is from RefSeq and is a predicted model, not a curated record.
AUGCAGUCAUCUCCUUCAAUGCUGGAUACAAAUUCUGAUGGAAUCACUGAUGACGUCAACGAAGGAGAGCCGGAGCAAGAUGAAAUGGAUAAUAAGAAAACACAAAAGUCUAGAAGGAGCUUGGAGCAAAAGUAUCAACAAUUCUCAUUGAAGUCUGAGGAAUCUACUUCUAGUAUAGAGACCAGUUGCUUUACUGAAGAAGAGAAGAGCAGAGAAACGAAUUCAACUGAUGUCGAAUUCGAAGAAGUCAAAGCAUUCCGUGAUCCUGAGCCAAAUUUUUCUACUGAGAUGCAAAGCAUGGCCAUGGAAUCUGAAAGUAAUGAGAGGGAGCAGGCUUUUUCUUCUGCAGGAACACAGACAGAUUUUGAGACUCUUCAAGAACUCAAAGUGCCAUGAAAGUACCUAAAGUUAGAUCUACAGGCAUUCAGACAUCAAAGCAAUUGAUCGAGCCACUUGUCAUUGAAGAGUCAUUAAAAAAUCCCUGUUCGAAGACCUCAUUCGAGAAAAUUCAAAGACUUAUGCUCAGCGAUUCGAAGAAACGAUAAUGAUAAAUGUAUAUUUUACACAGGUUCACAUUUUAAGUACAUCAAGGUUAUAAUGUCGUUCAUCGGCGAUGUCGCGAAUAGUUUAAAUUACUGGGGUUCGAGUCGUAAAAGCAAUGCUAACGAAAAAGAUAAAGCGAGACGUAAAUUAACACCUUUGCAGGAAUUAAUUCUUGUUCUUACUCGCUUAAGAUGUGGGUUACUUCUCGAAGACAUGUCAUACCGGUUUGAAGUUCGUGUUGGGCUAUUGAGCUCUAUAAAUAUUACAUGGAUCCAAUAUUUGUAUCUGCAUUUUUCGAAAAGCUUAAGGCUAAAAAUGUUUGCCAGUCGCCGGCAAGUAGCAAAAUAUUUACCGAAAAUAUUUCGAAACUUUACAAACAUUCGAGUUAUUUUAGACUGCACUGAAUUCUUUUGCGAGGCACCCGCGAAUUUUGCGCAUCAAGGAAAUUUAUUUUCACAGUAUAAAGGUCAUACGACAUUUAAAGUGUUACUUGGCUGUACUCCGAACGGUGCCAUAAGCUUUCUUUCUGACGUUUAUGAAGGGGCAAUUUCAGAUCGCGAAAUCGUCAUUAAAUCUAAACUAGUCGAUCUUUUACACCCCGGCGAGGUUGUUCUUGCAGAUAGAGGCUUUACUAUCGAAGACCUUGUCGAAAGUGUAGGCGCAUCUCUGAACAUACCACCAUUCCUUAGGCAAAGAAAUCGUUUCACAGCACAAAAGGAAAUCGCAACGAAGAAAGUUGCUAAAGGACGCAUUUAAGUUGAACAUGCAGUUGGUAGACUAAAACAGUUUCGCAUUUUGCAAAUGACUAUUCCAUUAAGCAUGAAAGGAAUAAUAUCGCAAUUAGUGUUUGUUUGCGCAUGUCUUGUAAAUUUUCAAGAACCAAUUGUAUAUGACGAGGGAUAAGUUGUAUAAUUCUUAUUAAGCCGGUAAUAAGCGUUGAAUAAAAAAUAAGAAUAGGAUUUGAAUAUUCUUCGAAUUUAUAAGUUAUGAAUAGAUUUAAUUGUGAAAAAUAGGUUAAAUGAAUGCUUUCGUUAAAUUUUACUCAGUCGAUUCGUCUCAGUCGAGUCUCUCGUAAUAUUUCUAAGGUAAUUUCUAAUGUCAAUCGUUCGUUUGUUUCUCAUACUAUUUCUAAUGGAAUUUUUAAUGUCGAACGUUCGUUUGUCUCUCAUACUACUUCCCAUGUAAUUUCUAAUGUAAAUCGUUCGUUUGUCUCUCCUACUAGUUCUAAUGUCAUUGAAUGGAGGAAUAAAACAAUCCUUCGCAAUAUUUGAUCUUUUUUCUUUACGU